This is a messenger RNA of Myotis davidii, 2024 nucleotides long. It is a transcript of the gene IFNAR2, whose product is annotated as interferon alpha and beta receptor subunit 2. Gene Ontology annotation, molecular function: protein binding; interleukin-22 receptor activity. The transcript has 8 exons. The coding region runs from base 127 to 1671 and encodes 514 amino acids. Lineage: Eukaryota; Metazoa; Chordata; Mammalia; Chiroptera; Vespertilionidae. The record is from RefSeq and is a predicted model, not a curated record.
CUGCUCCCGGCAGCCUCUCCUCAUCUUGUCUCCGCCCGUUUUAAUGAGACGCUUCCGAAUCGUGAUCGCCCGAUACUGGUCUCCUUUCAGAUGUGAGCGUGAGGAAGGACUUAGGAAGCAGCAGAGAUGCUGUGGGCCCGCAGAGCCGUGGCAAUUAGACUGGCCAGUUUGUAUCUCAUGGUGCACGUCGGGCCCUCGCUGGGUGCGCCGCAGGCUUCGCUCGCGUCUUCAGAUGAGUCUUGCAUUUUCAGCCUGACCUUGAGGAAUUUCCGGCCAAUAUUAUCCUGGGAAUUAAAAAACCGCUCCAUUGUCCCAGCGCACUACACGCUGCGGCACACGAUCAUGAGUAAAGGAGCAGACCUGGAGCUGGUGCCGGGGUGCGCCAACAUCACGCGGCCCUCCUGCGACGUCACGCACGCGUGGCGCAGCCUGGUGGAGAUGUACCUGCCCUGGGUCAUCGGGUCCCGGGGGAGCACCACGCUGGUCAACUGCGUGGGCAAGGUCUCCCCGGUCCUGGAAAUGAUUUUGGAGCCCCCCGAGUUUGAGAUUGUCGGCUUUGUGGACCACAUUAACGUGAUACUGAAAUUUCCACCCUCCUUGCCCAAGUUGCCACCUGGGGAAGGAUUAUGGCUUCGCUUGUCACUUGCCAUAGAAGAGGAGUCAGAGGGGAUUGUGAGGCAGCAUCUACUCAAAAUAGAUGAACGCACCACUGGAAAUUUCACUUAUGUCAUCGACAAGCUCAUUCCAAACAUGAACUACUGUGUGUCUGUUUAUUUGAAGUCUGAGAAUCUGUCUAAACUACUGAGAUCUCCCUGGAAGUGUGCCCGCCUCCUACCCCGAGCGGAGUCAGUGUCCUCAGAGUCCGCCAGCAUCGGAGCCCUGAUGAGUCUGUUUGUGAUGGCCGCCGUCGUCGGGGGCGCCCUCACAGUGCUGAAGCGGAUCGGUUACAUUUGCUUACGCAGCAAGUUCCCCAAAGUGCUGAACUUUGAUGGCGUGGCCAUCUGGGCGUUCCCCAAGCUGCCGCCCCUGGAGGCCGUGGCCGUGGCGGAGGUCAUUCACAUCCACAGGAAGAGGAAGGUGUGGGAUUACAGCUAUGACGACGAAAGCGACGGGGACGAGGAGGCCGCCCCCCGAGCCAGCGGUGGGGGCUACACCUUGCACGGGCUGGCAGUCAGGGCUCUGUGCCCGGAGUCCCCCUCCUCGGCCACCCUGGGGGGCAGCGAGGAAGCCGAGUCCCUGAUGGCACCCGGGCCCGAGCCUGAGCCCUGGCCAGCCGAGCGCACAAGUGGGGCCUACGAGGGGAAGGGGGCCUGGGGGGCCCAGUGCACGAGUGGGGCCUCAGAGGAGGAGGGGACUUGGGGGGCCCAGCACACAAGUGAGGCCUCCGAGGAGGAGGGGACCUGGCCAGCGGACCCCUUUCCCAGGGAGGACAGCGGCCCCACCAAGAGCCCCGGGGACCGGAUCUUCUUCAAUGUGGACUUGAACUCCGUGCUUGUGAGGGUCCCUGAUGGGGACGACUCUGAAGCCCCCGCUGUGGUCUGUCUCCCGGAGGAGACGGUGGACUCUGAUGACCCUGAGGACAGCGCCUCGGGGCCUGAAGACGCUCCUUCUGAUGAAAACGACACCGCCAGGUCCGACGUGGGCAUCGGGAACGGUUAUAUGAUGAGAUGACCCCAAAAUAGGGGCUUACCCAGCAGCUACCUCCCCACCCCUCGCUGCUCCUGUGGCGGGCAAGUGUUGGGAGGGGGGCAGAGCGCCCCCUUCCUGGGACGUUACCUGUGCAAAUCCCCGUGGGGAGGGAGGGGAGACCCAGUGCCAUCGUGUGGUCACCGGGGCCUCUUACAUGUUCAGAGGGACAGGCCUUGGAGGGAAUGCCCUGUCCUCUGCUCACGCACUGAUCCCGUUUCUGCCUCAGUUUCCCAAAGGAGCAGGGUCCCCUGGGGUUUCCAGGGGUGGCCCAGGGCCCUGGGGAGUAAGCAGACAGCCAGGCCACCACAGUGGCUGGGCGUCCACAGUGGCUCCCA